Messenger RNA from Clonostachys rhizophaga, 1038 nucleotides. NCBI's taxonomy places the organism in Eukaryota, Fungi, Ascomycota, Sordariomycetes, Hypocreales, Bionectriaceae. The record is from the annotation of a GenBank genome assembly.
AUGGCUUCACUCAACCUUCCAGAGAAAUUCGCUGCCAUCCCUAGAGAAAACUUCCUCUUUGGACCUUCUCCAAUCCAAUCACUGCCCCGAAUCUCGGCUGCACUUGGAGGCAAAGUAAACGUUUAUGCCAAGCGCGAGGACUGCAACUCUGGUCUGGCCUAUGGCGGUAACAAAGUACGAAAGUUAGAAUACCUCGCCUCAGAGGCUCUAUCACAGGGCGCCGACACUCUAGUCUCCAUCGGCGGCGUCCAGUCAAACCACACCCGCGCCGUCACGGCCGUGGCAGCCAAGCUCGGCCUCAAGGCGGCCACCCUCCAGGAGCACUGGGUCGACUGGGAGGACCCGGGCUACGAGAAGGUCGGCAACAUCCAGCUCUCCCGGCUGAUGGGCGGCUCCGUCCAUCUCAACACCGAGACGUUCGGCAUCGAGCACAAGCAGGCCCUCGCCAAGCUCACUGACGACAUCAAGGCCGACGGCCGCAAGCCCUACUACAUCCCCGCGGGAGCCUCCGACCACCCCCUGGGCGGGCUGGGCUUCGCCCGGUGGGCGUUCGAGGUCGAGGCGCAGGAGAAGGAGCUCGGCGUCUUCUUCGACACCGUCAUCGUCUGCGCCGUCACCGGGUCGACCUUUGGCGGCAUGGUCGCCGGCUUCAAGCUCGCCCAGAAGCUCGGCUCCCCGGCCCGCAAGGUCAUCGGCAUCGACGCCUCGGGCAAGGUCCAGCAGACCUUUGACCAGGUCCUGCGCAUCGCCCGCUUCACCGGUGAGAAGAUUGGCCUCAGCCCCGAGGACAUCACCGAGGAGGACAUCAUCCUCGACCCAAACUACAAUGCCAAGAUCUACGGUAUCCCUGACGAGACUACCCUUGCCGCUAUGAAGUUUGGAGCCCAGACGGAGGCUUUCAUCACGGACCCGGUUUACGAGGGCAAGAGUCUGGCGGGGAUGAUCGAUCUUAUCAAGACUGGCAAGAUUGCUGGUGGAAAUGUACUGUAUGCCCAUCUCGGAGGUCAACUUGCUCUCAAUGCAUACUCCUCCCUGUAG